CAAAGCCCUUUGGGUUAGGGUUUAUGCUCGAUCUUUGGGAUCUGAAGAUUGGGAAAACCUUUCUCCGAUUAACCAUCAACAGCUUAUGAUUCGUGCUUUUCAUUCGAGAUCUCCUUGGCAAUAGCAGUUUGUGUCGAAUAGAAUUGGCAAAGGGAAAAGAAAGGAAUGGAGGCUCAACCUAAAGGAGAAGAAGAUCAACAGGCCAUAAGUCCCAAGGAUGUUGGGUGGAUGGGAAUGUUGGAAGAGAAAUAUCGAAAAAUCAAAGAGCAUGCAGAGACUUAUCCUUAUGUGUGGGCUUCCUACAUUCUUGUGUAUGGUGGUUUUGGCCUCUACUUUACCUAUAGAUGGAGGAAGCUUCGACAGAUGGAGGACAGGGUUCAGGCUCAUAUGGAGAGACUGCGCAAGCUUCAUGAAGCUGAAGCAUCCUCAAGCUCUGGCGCAUCGGUUGAAAAGGCACUACCGCCCGCGUCCUCAAGCUCUGGCGCAUUAGUUGAAAAGGCGCAACCGCCCGCUAAGGCUCAACCGCCCGCUGAUAAGGCUGUCGAAUGAUGGAAUUUAUUGCUCCGGGGUUUCGAGAUAGAUGGUCCUCAUUUCAUGAUGGUUUGAAGAAAAGAGUUGGUAAUAGAUGUUAUUCUUCGAGAAACUUUGUACAGACUUGAGGUCUCGUUAUUUUAUGCCCAUAAUUUUGUCAGUUUUGGCGACUUCCUAUUUUGACCAGAAGUUAAUAGAUGAUUGUUUUAGCACAAGGAAAUGGCUGAAUCAGUGCCAUGUAAUGUUGGUUAUGUUAUCAAAUUGUUGAAUGUUGUAUAAUGCAGCAUUGCCAUCCCAUUUUCAAGUCUUUAUUAACUGUGUCUAAACCUCAUUAUUAUUUCCGACAGGAGUCUUCCAAUUUUCAUGUUACAAGUCUUCUCUGUUUCUAGAGUACGAGUGAGUCAAACGUCAAUGGAAAGGGCUAAAAA
Molecule: messenger RNA, 959 nt
Organism: Morus notabilis
Lineage: Eukaryota; Viridiplantae; Streptophyta; Magnoliopsida; Rosales; Moraceae
Exons: 2
Coding region: 166-549 (127 amino acids)
Source: RefSeq, a predicted model, not a curated record